Camelina sativa (false flax) is the source of this 1857-nucleotide messenger RNA. Lineage: Eukaryota; Viridiplantae; Streptophyta; Magnoliopsida; Brassicales; Brassicaceae. The record is from RefSeq and is a predicted model, not a curated record.
UUUGGAAAUUAAGAGAAUAUGGAGAGUUCAUAUAGGCUUUUGUUGGUUGCCCUUGUAACUUUCGCUACAGUUCACUUUGUUCAAGCUCAGGACGAAGGGUUUAUAAGUUUGGAUUGCGGGUUAUCCCCGAGUGAACAGUCUCCUUAUACUGAGUCUGCAACUGGAUUACAAUACUCAUCAGAUUCAAGUUAUAUCCAAACAGGAAAAAUUGCUAGAAUUCAGAGAGAUCUUGAGGAACCUCACUUACAGCCUCAAACAACGGUUAGAUACUUUCCAGACGGAAUACGCAACUGUUACAAUAUUACAGUGAAGCAAGGAACCAAGUAUAUGAUCAGAGUUAGAGCAAUAUAUGGGAAUUACGACGGUCUUAAUACUUAUCCUAGAUUUGACUUGUACAUAGGCCCUAAUUUCUGGAUAACACUAGACACUAAAGAGUAUGUCCGGAAGGAGAUCGUUCACAUCCCAAGAUCAAACAUGUUGGACCUGUGCCUUGUCAAGACGGACACGUCCACGCCAUUUAUAUCGGCCAUAGAAAUGAGGCCGCUACCAAAUAACAGUUAUAUCACCACAUCGGGUUCGUUGAAAUUGUUUUCGCGGUAUUAUUUUAGCAAUUCAGAGGACGUACUAAGGUACUCCGAGGAUGUCUAUGAUAGAAUGUGGAAUUCAUACAAUCAAACAGACUGGAAAGAGAUAUCCACAAGUCUUACGGUAAACACUUCCGAUAGUUUCCGUCUUCCCCAAAAUGCUAUCAAAACCGCUGCAACAUCUGCGAAUGCCAGCGAGCCAUUGAUAGAUAUCGAGUUUCCAGAAUCUGCUAAUGAUAAAGUUUACAUUUACCUCCACUUUGCUGAGGUCCAAGCCUUAAAAGGCAAUGAGACUAGAGAGUUUGACAUUUCUUUAAACGGAGAAUCCAUAAAAGAUUCGUACAAGCCUUUAUAUCUUCAGUCCGAAACAAACUUGUCUUCAAAUGGGUUGGCGGGAACUAUAGACGCUGGAAUUCAAAAUCUUACCCAUCUAGAAAAGUUGGACUUGUCAAAUAAUAGUUUGACUGGUGUAAUCCCCGAAUUUCUAGCUAACAUGAAAUCCUUAAUGAUCAUAAAUUUGAGCAAGAACCAUCUGAAUGAUUCAAUUCCACAAGCUCUCCGCGAUAGAGAAAAGGAAGGACUGAAGUUAUCUGUUGAUGGACAUGCUAUAUCAUGUCUACCUGGUUCAUGUAUCUCAGAGAAGAAAUUUCCGGUGUUGAUUGUUGCACUAGUUGCUUCAGUGGUGGUUGUGGUCAUAGUUAUGGUACUGGUUUUCAUUUUCGUGUUCAGAAAGAAAAAGACAUCAGAUCAUGUGGAAGCAAUACCCCGGUCUGUAGUUACUCCACGGGAGAAUUUCGCGUCCACUAAUACAACUGAGACAUCGAUCGAGACGAAAAACAGAAGGUUUAGUUAUGCAGAGGUAAUGGAAAUGACAAACAACUUGGAAAGAGCUCUAGGUGAAGGAGGGUUUGGUGUCGUUUAUCAUGGUUAUCUGAACGGUUCUCAGCAAGUAGCUGUUAAAGUACUUUCUGAAUCAUCAUCACAAGGCUAUAAAUACUUUAAGGCAGAGGUUGAACUUCCCCUAAAGGGUUCACAGUUAAAACCUGACACACAUCAAGUGGAAAUCAACAACGAGGCCUUGACGAGGCGAUUGGGAUUAGAUGAUACCGAGAAGGUGAAUGAGCAUGAGGGUAUGGCUGAGGCGGUACUCGAGAGUGAAAGUGUACCUAUGGCCGAGGAUGAGCCGAGCCAAGAUCAAGAUGAUGCAAACGCGAGAAGUGGUGUGAUAAGAAUCGGGAGUGAACCCAAAGGGCGUGAUGAGGAAACCACAUAA